Molecule: messenger RNA, 1239 nt
Organism: Monoraphidium neglectum
Lineage: Eukaryota; Viridiplantae; Chlorophyta; Chlorophyceae; Sphaeropleales; Selenastraceae
Exons: 8
Coding region: 1-1239 (412 amino acids)
Biological process (GO): protein phosphorylation
Molecular function (GO): protein kinase activity; ATP binding
Source: RefSeq, a predicted model, not a curated record
AUGGAGCGCGCAGAGUCGCGCGAGGCGCGCAGCAGCGAGGACGGCCGCGGCCCCGCGGCGGCCGCGGCGUCGUUCCUGUCGUCGUUCGCCCAGGACAACGUGCAGCAGCAGCAGCAGCCGCAGCAGCAGCGGCAGCAGCGCCGCAGCUCGAACGACGACCUCCGCCUGCCGCUCGGCCGCGACGGCCUGCGCGACGCGUCGAGGGUGGACCCCUCCAAGGUGGAGGCCGCGGCCGAGGCGCUUGCGGACGUCGUGGCCGGCGCGAGCGCGGAGGCGAUCGGGCUGCGGGCGGCGGCGAUGUUUGGGCACACCACGGAGCUGCGGACAGGGGCGAUGCAGUGGACGCGCGGCGAGCUGCUGGGCGAGGGUGCUUACGGCAAGGUGUAUGCAGGCCUCAAUCAGAUGACGGGUGAGCUCAUGGCAGUGAAGGCCCUGGAGCUGGUGGGGCGCAGCGGCAGCGCGGAGGCGGCGGCGCAGCUGGCAGACCUGGUGAAGGAGCUCGACCUGUACAAGAAGCUGAAGCACAAGCACGUGGUGGGCUACAUCGAUGCGACCUUCGAGGCGCGCCAGAACACGCUCUUCAUCUUCCUGGAGUAUGUGCCAGGCGGCAGCAUCGCGUCCAUGGUCAACCGCUUCGGCCGCUUUGGCGAGGAGCUGGCGCGCAUCUACACGCGGCAGCUGCUGCUGGGGCUGGAGUACCUCCACAGCUGCAAGAUCGUGCACAGGGACGUGAAGGGCGGCAACGUGCUGGUCACGCGCGACGGCAUCGUGAAGCUCGCCGACUUUGGCGCGUCAAAGGCGUACCGCGACGCGACAAAGACGGACGCGAUGAAGAGCAUGAGGGGCAGCGUGUUCUGGAUGGCGCCGGAGGUCAUAAAGGGGACGGGAUACGGGCGCCGCGCGGACAUCUGGUCCCUUGGGUGCACCGUGAUUGAGAUGCUGACAGGCAGCCACCCCUGGCCAGAACGGGACAACCACUGGAGUGCGAUAUUUGCCAUCGCGCACAGCACCGAGGGCCCCCCGCGGCCGCCGGGCAUCAGCGCCACAGCAGAGGACUUCCUGGACCACUGCCUGCAGGUCGACCCCUCCAAGCGCCCGACCGCCACUGAGCUGCUGCAGCACCCCUGGGUGGCCACCGCCGACACGGCGCGGGGCGAGACCGAGGGCGGCGGGUUCGGCGGCGGCGGCGGCGGCGGCGGCCCCAGUGGCGACGGACGCGCCCUCAACCACUCCUUUUAG